AUGACAAAAGAAGGAAACAAAUAUACGCGAAAAAAAACUGAUUUACACUCUUCCAUCCUGCAUACAACAGCCCCAUCCUGCUCCACUUUACCUCCUUCCCAUCUCCUCGCCUUCCACCUGUUACAUCCUUCCUCCACACUCCUCACCAAGGUGUACACUUCCUCCACACUCCUCACCAAGGUGUACACCUCCUCCACACUCCUCACCAAGGUGUACACCUCCUCCACACUCCUCACCAAGGUGUACACCUCCUCCACACUCCUCACCAAGGUGUACACCACCACCUCCUCCACCUCACCAAGGUCACCUCCUCCACUCACCAAGGUGUACAACUCCUCCACACUCCUCACCAACGUGUACACCUCCUCCACACUCCUCACCAAGGAGUACACUUCCUCUCCUCCCUCACCCCCAUGA
This is a messenger RNA of Procambarus clarkii (red swamp crayfish), 417 nucleotides long. The record is from RefSeq and is a predicted model, not a curated record. Lineage: Eukaryota; Metazoa; Arthropoda; Malacostraca; Decapoda; Cambaridae.